This is a messenger RNA of Frieseomelitta varia, 2153 nucleotides long. RefSeq names its product anaphase-promoting complex subunit 7 (gene APC7). The record is from RefSeq and is a predicted model, not a curated record. NCBI's taxonomy places the organism in Eukaryota, Metazoa, Arthropoda, Insecta, Hymenoptera, Apidae. Gene Ontology annotation, biological process: cell division. The transcript has 7 exons. The coding region runs from base 432 to 2147 and encodes 571 amino acids. Gene Ontology annotation, molecular function: protein binding.
CACAAAAUUUAUUUUUAUUUAAAAUAUUAUUACAUAUUUUUAAAAUUUCAUCUGAUUCAAAACUUGGAGUUUUUCAGAAAUUUAGCCUUUAAUUUACCAAUGAUUCAAUGAUAAUCGUAUUUAUUGUCUUAGAUAAUGGAGAACAUUGAAUGGAACAGAAUAUUCACCUAUCCGUAUAAAUCACCCACCAGUUGUAUCACACUUUGCACAUGUCUGUUUUCGUUGCAACAAAUUAGAUAUUAAAUAUCCUUACAUCUAAGUUCGUUGUUUUUGUUCAAUUUUAAAGCGAUACAUGUGCACUUGUAGAUUUUGUAUUUAAAUGUCACCUGCUGAGUCGAGGAUUUGUGUGUAAAAAUUUUACAUAGAGGUUAAGAGCAAUCUGAUGACAGAAAACUUUAACUACUUAUAAUUUAGAAGAAUAUUUUAGAGAAAUGUCAACUUUGUACGAUCAAAUAAAACUACUUUAUGAACAGUCUUUAUAUUCAAAUGUUAUUUCACUUGCAAAUUUAGUGUUAUCACUAAGUGAACAUAAUUCAGAUUUAUUGCCAAUACAUGGAAAAUUCCAUAUCUACGUUUAUUAUGCAGAUGCUCAUUUUCAUUUAGGAAAGUAUAAAAGGGCAGAAGCAUUGUAUAAAAAGUCGUUGCAAUUUCGUAAAUGCUUAUUGAAAUCUAAAGGUGCUACGAAACCUUUAGAAGGACAAAAGGAUUUACCAACUGACGUUGAUAUAAAAUUUCAAAUUCAUUUAUGUUUAAUAAAAUUGAAAAAUCCUCAAGAAGCACUUCAAGUGUUGCAAAGCAUUCCUGGCAAACAAAGAACUCCGAAGGUAAACAUGGUCCUUGCAAAAAUGUUUCAAGAACAAGGGAUGGAACGUUCUGCAAUUACUACUUAUAAAGAAGUUUUAAGAGAAUGUCCAUUAGCGUUAGAAGCUGCAGAAGGUCUUCUUUCCCUUGGAGUGAAAGGAAUUGAAGUGAAUUCACUAAUUGUAGGUUGUGCAUCCAAUCUGUCAAACUUAGACUGGUUGAAUACAUGGAUAAAAGCUCAUGCACAUAUACAUAAUAGAGAAUAUACACCUGCAAUAUCAACGUUAAGAUCAUUAGAUAAUGUUACUCUAUUAAGAGAUAAUUUUAAUUUAUUGACAACAAUGGGAGAAUGUUAUUAUUAUGCUGGAGAUGAUAAAAAUGCUUUAUUGUGCUUGCGAAGAGCCAGAAUUAUAGAACCAGAUAUCAUAAAAGGGGUUGAUAUUUAUGCAGCUGUAUUACAUAAAACACACAGUAUUAAAGAACUUGAAAGACUGAUUCCAAUAAUAACAACAAGCAACGAGUGCAGUGGAGAAAUAUAUGUUGCUAUGGCAUAUUCUCUUUAUGCUACUAGAAAAUUUGGUAGAGCAAACUCAUUUACAGCACUAGCUUUAAAUUUAAAUCCAAAUGAUAUAGAAGCUACAAUUCUCCGAGGAAACAUUUUCGUAGAACAGAAAAAAUACCAAGAUGCAUUGUUCUUCUUCAGGCAUGCAGUACAAUUGAAACCAUAUCGUUAUGAACCACAUAAGGGUUUGGUAGAUUGUCUUGUAGGAAUGCACAGAUUACGGGAAGCUAUCAAUAUCGCUAGUGGAUCUUGUAAACAACUUGGACAUACUACGAGAGUUCUCACGCUUUAUGCCUCUGUACUCAUGAAAGAUCCAGUUUCUGUUGGAAAAGCAAAGAAUCUUUUGGAAAAGGCAUUAUAUCAAGAUGAAGCUUAUCUACCUGCUGUAUAUUUGUUAGCCGAAAUAUAUGAACAAGAAAUGAAUUUGGAAGCUGCAAUUGCAUUACUUGAAAAACAGGUAGAAAUACAAACAGCUUGUAAAUUACAUCAGAUGCUUGGGGAUUUAUGGGCGAGAGUUCACAAUGAAGAGAAAGCUUUGGAUCAUUAUGCAAUUGCUAUAAAUCUAGAUCCAAAUAAUCGAAGAGCAUUGGAAGGCAUGCACAGAUUAGAUAACUCUUCAAAUAAAUUGGAUUCAGCUUAUUACAUGACUGUAGGUGAAGAACAAACAGAUACAACCUAUGAUGUUGGUGAUGGUUUACCAGAUACUGAUAAUGAUGAAGCACCUGAUGAAAGUGAGACUGAAGCUGUAUGGUCAGAUAUGGAUCUUGAAGCAAAUAGCCAAUAACAAAAA